Messenger RNA from Oncorhynchus masou masou (cherry salmon), 3054 nucleotides. RefSeq names its product transmembrane protein 158-like. Lineage: Eukaryota; Metazoa; Chordata; Actinopteri; Salmoniformes; Salmonidae. The coding region runs from base 134 to 829 and encodes 231 amino acids. The record is from RefSeq and is a predicted model, not a curated record. The transcript has a single exon.
AUGCACACUAUGGAUGUUCGUGUAAUCGCUGGAGACGGCAGUUUUCUGCAUUUUAUUAACGACGGACACGCCUCCUCAGUUGCCUUGCGUCCCCACGGAACAUCAUGCGAGUAGGAGCAACGCACCCAAUGCCAUGCUGAGCAACUCCCCGACUUUUCUGCUGGCUCUGACCACGGUAGGUGGACUACUCCAGCGGUGCCACGGCUGGAGCGACGAGGACCUCCUGUUACCCCCCAUCAACUCCACCAACAGAUUCUUGGCCAACUUGGAGGUGGACGUGCACUACUUGAAGAGAUCCGUGGAGGAGAGCGAAGCCUCCUCGUCAGACACUUCGUUACAGCCGUUGCCACAGUGCAACGUCAGCGUGCAGAGACUUUUCCCCACCUCGCUAGUGGCUCGUUGGGACAGCAACUUCGGUUUCCAGUGCGAUGUGUUUAUAUAUACCGCCAAUAACCAUGGAAGGGCUUUUUUCUCUGCUGCUAUCAACAGAGCCAUCUCACCUGUUCUCAUCGAACACCUCGGAGUCACCGGCGGCCAGCAGGAGUUUAGACUGUGUGUUGGAUGUGGCAUGUCUCGAUACCGGCGUUUCGGCAAGUCAAAGGCUCAGCAGACGGGGGAUCCCAUCAAUUUCUGCUGUGUUGACUUCAGCCUUGACGAACUAAAUGGGGACAAAAGUUGGAGAUUGAACCGUAAACCCAUCGAGUCAACGAUAGUGGCUUGUUUCAUGACUCUAGUGAUAAUAGUGUGGAGUGUUGCUGCCCUCAUAUGGCCAGUGCCUAUUAUUGCAGGAUUUCUGCCCAACGGAAUGGAACAGAGAAGGCCGAGAUAAAGAAUUCUGGAGAUAAGCCCCCAAGCCAAGAGGCAAAAAAUACUAUAGAAUACAUAUUUCAACGUUUUUUACACAUUCUACCCGUAUGAAAGAAUGUCCGUUUCCCAAUUUUACCGUUUAGAAUGAAAGAGUGCUUUUUGGUUUUGGUCUAUUUCCUAUUUAUAGGCCUUCAUGGUAAGAAGACCAAUAGUUUUAAAGGUGGGCUGUGUUAUUGUAUUACAUUGGCUAUAGAAUAGGUGCAUAUGUAGAGUGUGUUAACAACAUUUCACUGUAAACAGUGUUUGUAUGGUUUUACAUAUUUCUAGGAUUAUUGUGGUGUUGUGGUGCCUGAAGAAUAGGUAUACUCUUAAUUUUGGCAAAAAAUGUCCCAAACGGCCUGCCCGGCGAAGGAAAGGUGCUCUGUGUGAAAAAUUCUAUGAGAAACAGUGACAUUCAUUCUGUAUUACCUAAAAUGAUAAAUCCCAUAAUGGUCUUUCACAGUCAGGCCAACCCAAGCUGUACUGUGCAAGGAGGCUAAUUGUAGGUGUACUAUUGAAACAGAUAAAUUAGGCUGUCAACUAAAUCAGAAGUUCAAAGGUUUCAGAUGUAUUUUUUUCCGAUUUUCACUCUCAAAAUCACACUUUGUUUUAUAGAAAAACAACACAAUUGGAUGUUCUAAGUCCAUAAAAAUGCUUAAACUACAUCAGGAGACCACUUUUGAAGUCUGGGAAAAAUCUAAGAUAAAACCAUUUUUGUGUAGUUCAAAUCAAAGUUUAUUUGUCACGUGCGCCGAAUACAACAGGUGUAGACCUUACAGUGAAAUGCUUACUUACAGACUCUAACUAAUAGUGCGAAAGAAAAAGGUGUAUGUGUGUGUGUGUGUGUAGGUAAGUAAAGAACUAAAACAACAGUAAAAAGACAUUUGAAAAUAACAGUAGCAAGGCUAUAUACAGACACCGGUUAGUCAGGCUUAUUGAGGUAGUAUGUACAUGUAGGUAUGGUUAAAGUGACUAUGCAUAAAUGAUGAACAGAGAGUAGCAGUAGCAUAAAAGAGGGGUUGGCUGGUGGUGGGACACAAUGCAGAUAGCCCGGUUAGUCAAUGUCCGGGGGUACUGGUUGGUCGGGCCAAUUGAGGUAGUAUGUACAUGAGUGUAUAGUUAAAGUGACUAUGCAUAUAAGAUAAACAGAGAGUAGCAGCAGCGUAAAAGAGGGGUUACUCUUUAAUUUAAGUGUGCAGGCACCUAGCACUAUUGUUUUUUUAGUGGUGUUUGUGUAGCACAUGAGAUGGAGUUUGCAAGACAAAUGUCCACUGGAUUAAUGCAAAUAAUCAUAUCAUUCUGCCAGGUAGGCGUAGGCUACUUUGUAGCUAGUUAACAUUUAAUAGACAAGGUUUUUGGGAAAGCCUUUCCAUCUACCAGAAGACAGUUAGGCCUAUCAUUAGCAUCGCUAUAAUUUUCCUGUUCCUUAAUUGUUUGAAACUUGGACAUUUUACUUUAUAUUAUGAGGCAUGUCUUACCAUUGCAUAGAAACAUGGAGGUAAUAUGCGUUCUCCUGUUCUACUGGAUUUCGUUCAACUUUAUUUCUUUGUCUAGCAGCCAAAUGCAUUAUCCUAUUCAUAUUAGCAACUGAUGAAGGUUGUUGCAUCUUUAGAUCUCCCUCAUAUCUAAUUUUCUUAUGGAUAUUUUAAUCUCCAUCCAUCAAACCUCUCACAUAUGCUGUGCACAUUUUAGAGUGGUGUUUUCUUGCUAAUUGCAUUUUGGAACAUUCCCAUGUAGGCCUACCGCCGUGUGCCCAUUGCUGCAUCUAAAAUGUGAAGAAAUAAUAGAUUAUCAACAUUUAAGCUAAACAUUAAGAAAUAUACGCAUGCCCACUGAAAAAUAAGUGGGUAUACGGUGUAAACCUGCGCAUACCCUCCACUACACACACCACUGAGGCCUGCUAUUUGUUGUGUUUAUGUAGAGAGAAAUUGCAGUUUUUCUCAUGAACUUGAGUUUAAAAGUGUGUUGUAAUACAUGGUGGAUAGAUCUUGUCAAGAAUAAAUGCAUAAAUGUCAUAGGCCUACCUGAAUUUAUUUUGGAUGUUGUAUCAAAUAUUUUGAUGUAUUGGCAACCCCUCUCUGAUAUGGUUUAAUAUUAUUUAUGUUAGAUUUAUAUAUAUAACACAAUUAAAAAUAAGCUGAUAACAUAUUUGUAUUUAUUUGUAUGAGAUAACAUGAAUUAAUAAAUAAAAUGUAUUUGUUUAAUAUG